AUGCAAAGUCCAUGGCUCAAUAUAUUCAUUGUAAUGAAGGAGUUUCCGUGGGAAGUAGAGAUUGUGGGGAUGGAGCAAAUUGUGGAGAUAGAAUUGCUGCCUAUCACUUCUAUCAACCUUCGAGGUUUGCUGAUGGAGGACGUGGUGGCACAUAGAUGUCCUGCCGCAUCUGAUACGACCCACUGUGAUUGUGCUGGCCCUCACCAAGUGGAUGACGUGCUCUGCGUCUACAUGUCACGGCUUGAGAAGCAGCAGAUAAGGCAUUGUGAAGAGCAAACACUCACUGUGCAGCUCGUCGAAUGCGGCUUGUUUCCCUGUGCCCCAGUCCGACCCGAACUUGCUGUGAGCAUGGUAAUGCUUGACUGGGCCUCUAUGCUGUUCUUACACAUGGCACUGAACAUACGGGCGUGGACAACAACUGCCAAAAUUAUGCUUCAGUGUGAAGGGCAUCAUUUCGAGACUGCAAGUUCAUUUUGUCGUCGCUUUAGCAACUCCCUUGUGCACUACCAAUUGCUCAUCAGACUCGUCGAUGCAGAGAUGGACCGCAUGGCAAGCACCAUCCCCAUUCCACGUCGUCUUCUGCCUGGCCACCUCCAUGAACCAUCCUCACCACCUUCAGUCUCAAAUUGCCUUCUGGAAUCAGACAUGGAUGUCGAUCCUUCCCAUCCAGAUCCCAAGAUCCCAUCAGAUUUAAUGUCCAGCAUACCCAGCGUUCUUCAAGCUCCGACCGUUCAUGUAAAUUUGGAUGAGAACACUUCGAUCGAUGCGCGAGAAUAUUGA
Cantharellus anzutake is the source of this 780-nucleotide messenger RNA. RefSeq lists its product as uncharacterized. The record is from RefSeq and is a predicted model, not a curated record. NCBI's taxonomy places the organism in Eukaryota, Fungi, Basidiomycota, Agaricomycetes, Cantharellales, Hydnaceae. The coding region runs from base 1 to 780 and encodes 259 amino acids. The transcript is spliced from 3 exons.